GACCAGUUCAAGCGGACGAGCAGCAAUGCAUCCACCGCCACUACGCGUACCGUCAGCAACACCUCCACAGCCAGCAACAGCGCCUCACACAGAGACACUCCCCACCCCAGCCACACCCACGACGAUACGAAGAAGCUCAGCAGCACGCUACCCAAGACAGGCGACAUGCGAAGUACCGACCAAAUCAACCCAGACAGAUCAGGAAGUAUGGGAAGCACGCAGAGCACCGCAUAUGCACACAGUCCCAGCACGGUGGAUGGGCGAAAGGACAAACGGGAUGGCGUGCCCAAGGACAAGCGCAUUAAGGCGACCGGCAGUGUGGGGAAGAAGGACAGCGGCACGGGCAGCAGCAUAAACCUGGUUAAGCGGGAUUUUAAACGCAAGCGAGACUUGGUCAAAGUGGACAGUGCCAAUGCACCCGCAACGAGCGGGAAAGGUGCAGUGGCGGCCAGACUGUCUCGCUUAUACAAUAGGCCCAAAUCCGUAUCGGAUCUGUCCCGAAAGUCCAAACCCCCAUCGGGUGGGGCGGGGGCCAUGGAUGGCUCGAGAGGCACGCCGAAAAACGCCACAGAUAAGGACAAGAAUGCCACAGAUAAGGGGAAGCCGGAAAAGCCUUGGGACGGGGGCAAGACGCUCACGCGCAGUGUGAGUGCCAAUGUGAUGCAGGGGAUGGCGGACGUGUUCUCGGAGAGUCUCUACAACACGGCCGGGGCCCAGACCACUGGAACUGGGGUCGGGCUAAAAAGGCAGCUGAGCAAGCAGGCAAAUAACAAGAGCAGCAGUGAUAUACACAGACUGUCGUCCCAGAGUGCCCUGGCCAACAGACACAGCCACGGCAGCAGCCAGUCGGGAAGCGACUGCCAUAGCAACAUCAAUGUGACCGCCGCCAGUCCUGUGGACAGCUGUGGGGUCAGCCCUGUUACGCUUAGGAACGGGCCGGAUUUAUCCCCGACUUUAUUACGGGCAGUUGCACAGACACAACCAACAGCACAGACAGCAACCAAUUCACAAAGGUCGAAGCACUCUCAUGGGCUUGCGCAUUUGAGGUUAAAAGACCACUCUGCUAGCACCACCUUAGAAGAAGCCGCAAAGUCGCUACAGAUGGAG
Sphaeroforma arctica JP610 is the source of this 1107-nucleotide messenger RNA. RefSeq lists its product as hypothetical. The transcript has a single exon. Lineage: Eukaryota; Ichthyosporea; Ichthyophonida. The annotation marks the transcript as partial. The record is from RefSeq and is a predicted model, not a curated record.